Molecule: messenger RNA, 4762 nt
Organism: Grammomys surdaster
Lineage: Eukaryota; Metazoa; Chordata; Mammalia; Rodentia; Muridae
Gene: Ypel2
Product: yippee like 2
Exons: 4
Coding region: 189-548 (119 amino acids)
Source: RefSeq, a predicted model, not a curated record
AACAAGCUCUAGACCUCUGCCAGAGAGUCCUUCUUCUGAAGACAUCACCAGUGUGUGGAGCCUGCCGCACACCCACCCCCUGCCAAACCACGGCCUUUACCUGUGUCUUUCGGUGUUUCCCGUGCGACCCAUCCUGUGGGAGUGCCUCGUGGGCUGCCCCGGAGUUCGCCCCACACUCGGCAGCGCCAAUGGUGAAGAUGACAAGAUCCAAGACCUUUCAGGCAUACCUACCCUCCUGCCACCGGACCUACAGCUGCAUCCACUGCCGAGCUCACUUGGCCAAUCAUGACGAACUCAUUUCCAAGUCCUUCCAGGGAAGUCAAGGGCGAGCCUACCUCUUCAACUCAGUAGUUAAUGUGGGCUGUGGGCCUGCAGAAGAGCGGGUGUUGCUAACAGGACUACAUGCCGUUGCAGACAUUUACUGUGAAAACUGCAAAACCACUUUGGGCUGGAAAUAUGAACAUGCCUUUGAAAGCAGUCAGAAAUAUAAAGAAGGCAAAUACAUCAUUGAACUAGCACACAUGAUCAAGGACAAUGGCUGGGACUGACCUGAUAGCAUCUACCCGGUCCAGCAUCCACGUGAAUGCCACCCAACUGAACAUUCUACCCAAGCGUGAGAGAGUGACUGAACACACUCGGUUCCAUCUACUUAGGGGUCUGGCCAUCAGGGGGCAUCCUCCCACCCUGGCGUCAUCUUUUUUUGGUGACUGGCCUCUAAAUCACUGUCUCUCUGUCUCUUUGCUUUGUAUCUGUUUGUGAGUUGAUCUCUCUGUUCUAGUGUUGGCUGAAAACAGUUAUGAGCGGAAUGGACCCUUGGCCGGGUGGUGGCAGCGCGCCUUGAAAAGGGGGACCCCCUGCCCACAUGAGAGCUGCCUAAUGGCCUGUCAGAGCAGUAGCACAUGGGCAUGAGGAACAGCAAAGGUGAACCUGAGAGUCCUAGGAUUGGGGAAGGGGCAGGAAGGUGGAACAAUACUGUACUCUCUUGGAGACCUGGUAACUUAGGCUUGAAAUAAUUGACUCCUUCAAAAGGACAAAGAGAAAAAAAAAUACCUCAUGGCUUUUGUUCUCUCUGAUGACAAACUCCUGCCCUAGCAUCAGACGUGUCAGGACAGCAGUUAGCACAAGAAGUGGCCCUGAUUCUAGCUGACAGGGCAAGACCCUGGCAUUCUGGACCUGGACUGGAGAAGGUCCUGCUACAGUGAGGGGAGGGUGUUGGGGGUUUAGUGACUGUGCCAUCCCCCCUCCUGGGCAGUCACCUUCUUGGUCUCCUUAGCUCUUGUAGGUUGCAAGGAAAGAUGCAAGCUGCAAAUGUCCCUUUUAGCCUGAAGCACAGUAAAAUCAGUAAUGGAGGAGAACCAGGAACAGAAGAGUUGCUGUAGCCUGGGAGCUCCUGAUAGCAAGCAGGAAGUGUGAAAAUUGAGAACCAGUCAGCAGUUCUACAAGAGUAAUGUGGCAGAGGUGAGGUUCCAGGAGGAACAGUUCUGGUUUGAGCCAUCACAGGCUUGGCACGUCUUUCCUCAUCGGAUGGUCAGUAGCUUCCAUGGGACCAGCAAUUCUUUGCACAUAGUGUUUCUGGGUUUUGGGUUUUUCCCUCCCUCAAAUUCCGUCACCCUAACCUGGGAAUCAAAGAUCCACGAUUCUAUCCCUCAAGCUUCCAUUCUGAUACCCGAAUGUUCUAUGUGGAGAGACAUCCUCUUUUGACAGUCUGGGUCCAGCAGUGGGAGGGAUUACAGAUUCAUUAUUACUCCUACCCACCCUACCAAGCUUCCUUGAGUUAGGGAUUGGGAGGGAAAAAAAAAUCCCUGUAAGUAUGUUGAAAUGAAAAAGAACUUAUUGUAUUUAAUCAACACUGUGAAGGCUGUUUUGCAGCAACCAGCUAUUAUGUGGAUCAUGGCCGAAACUCCUUUGAAUCAAUUUCAUUUCUUAGGCAGAAAAUAAUGUUAAAAUAUGGGCGUCUUAGGUACUUCUCAGCAUCUUACGUCUCUAACUAGGCUGGUCCUCCAAUAAAUUCACCUCUGAAAAAAAAAAAGCCCAAGAGAAGAGGGAGCAAGAGAGUGCACCCACGGAGAAAAGAACCUGUAGCAUAGGUUAACCAAGGCUAGCGCAGCCCACCAGGAACAUCAGUUCACAUCUUCAGCAGAACAAAAUUCCCAAAAGGAGAGAGCUGUGGUGGCAUGGCUUUGUCCCGCAUGUCCUCAUCUGGAAAUGGACAAAUUGAGACUUGUCAGGGCAGUAGAAAGCCAGCCAGCUCAGUAGACUGCCUGCCUUCUGGGGCACAAAGGGAUUCCUAGAAACAGAAUUUUGUUCUCAAGUCUGCUUGUCCUGGGCCCUGGAAGACUAGCUCUGCCUCACACCCCAGCCACUGGACUGCAAGGCCGGCUAAGACGCACGGGGAUUGGGUUUUGGUUCCAGAAAAACCACCCGUGGCUCCCGGGCUCAAGUUGUCAGUGACACAUUUUUCCACUUGCACAUUCCUAAGCUGGCUUGCCAGCUCUGAGAGUCAUUGUCCCCACUCCUUUAUCCUGUUGGAUGUGGCCUUCAUUUAAAGAUUUGAUUAGACCCUUUGCUCAGGGAAUACCUAGCUAUAUACUACAAUAUACUACAAGUCCUUUUUUUUUUUUUUUUUUUUAGGUUAGGGGUGGGGGUGAAACCUAGGUAGUUUCUUUAAAACUAAAGUUAGUGACAUGUAGAAACUGGAUCUGUGGUGCCCUGGAAUCUCACGGGGUAGAGAAAGGAGACCAGUGUGCCACUGUUUGUCCUAGGGGCAGGGUCCUUAAACUACAAGUUUUGGGGGUGAGACUAAAACUCAUCAGGUUUCCCUCUGACGGUAAAACCAAAAGUGCUUCUUCUGACCACUCACAGUUUGUCUGCCUAACUUCUCAGUAUUAGCAAGGCCGCGGCUGAGCGGCAGAACUCCUGCACCCAACGCCUCGGUCAGUUUCUUUCUUUUUUUUUUUUUCUUCCUCAUCAAAUGAUUGACUCAGCAUAACCAAAGACCUCAUCCCUUCACUCCAUAUAGGUUCAGGGAAUGGGAAGUUGAUUGGGUGAACUUGGGCAGGGGUAGGCAAGGGCAGAAGAGAGGAGAAAGGGAAGGCCUAAAGGUCUGUACCUCAGCUGCCAGCUACCUUCAUUUUGAAUUGAAGUCUAGCUGACCAGCUUGUUCCAUCUGCCCUGUGCCACUGUGGGUGACCGGGCCUUGGCCACCCUGGGAUAUAUCCACCCCACCCCACCUCCAUAUCUCCCCCAGGCUGCUGACGAGUAGGUCAACAUGAGUCAAGUAUAGCUUGAUGCUUACCGGCUCUCAGCCGGUUCUGGGUGAGUACCGCCCAGCUCCUAUGACAGAUCAUGUACAUAAAGUCAAAAUCUUAGCUGGUGGAUCAAUGUGUACAAAAGAAGUGUCCCCUUUAUAAUAAGAUUUCCAUAUAUAUAUACAGUCGCUUGUGAAAUAUACUUUUGUAAAUAAUAUUUAAUUUUUUAAAUAAUAUAUUUGGUGCUGUAUUCUCAGAUCCCCUGAGAGCACUUUUAUUUUCAAUUCUAUAGCUUCCUCUGUGUUUCUUGGAGUAUAUUUUAAGGGAAAGAAUAAUCAUCAAGAUACUUUUUUCUUUAAGGAUCUGUCACUAUAAGAUGGAUUGAGGCUUUAAAACAUUUUUGCAGUUUUCUGUUUGCAUUUUUACCCAGCAGAACAGACUAGUAAAUUACCAGGUUGUGAACUGAUACUUUCUUGCCCAGUAUUGGCUAGAAAAGAAACAAGCUUAGUAGUAACAACUUAAGAGUAAUUGCUAUAGUUGAGAGAACUUCCAAGAAAUUGGAAUAGACUGAGUGUGUGUGUGUCUGUGUGUGUGUGUGUCUGUCUGUCUGUCUGUCUGUCUGUCUUUCACUUUUCUGUUUCCUUUCCUACUGAGGACACUAUGAACUACAGUUUACACCUUGGGCACAGAGUUUUCCCUCUCUGGUUUCCAUGUGUGAGUGGACCAACAGUCCGAAGCAAGCUUUUCUUUCCGAGUGUGGAGCUGUGGCCAGUUCCUCUUCGUCUGUGUGUUCAUCUUCUACAGCCAGUGAAGCCAGUCUGUGAGGAUAAGCCAGAGUGAAGCCUGCUUCUGAGAUGAGAGCAGACCAGCCUCACAUCCCAGGGCUCUGGUUGUUCUAGAAGCCAUGUCAUAUUAGAGUUUAGGUUAAAAGGACAUUAAUAACUUUUGUUUUUAAACUUUAAUAGCUUUUGUUUUUUUUUUAAGGUCAGAUUGCUUGGGGUUCAGGCAGAGGCUGGCAAAUCAAAUCUUGAACACAACUUUUGUAUUAAAAAAAAAAUCUGCCUCAAUGGAGAUGCUAGUUCUAUGACUGGGAAAGAUUGUUUUAAAAAUCGUGUUUGAUUAAUAAAAUUACUAUACAGCCAUGAAAUGUGCCAGAAAGGCGUCCUCCUGGGCUUAGAUCUGUACAGUGUCUUACAUGGUUUGGUGAGAACAGGAGUCAGUUUCAUUUUCCCAGCCUGCAGAGACUGUGUACCAUGAAUUUGUCUGUCUGUGUUUACAAACUGUAUUUGUUGGGUUUGGGAUUGCUUUUGUUUUUCUUUUUUCCUUUCUUGGGUGGGAAUCUUUUUUCCCCAGGUCACUUUGCUUCAAUAACAAAGGCAAUUGUUUUUUAAUAAUUUGUCUUCACCUCCUUCCGGUAUUUGUAUAUAAUUCAGUAUUAGUAAGAAGUGCGUUAUUUCUGUCAUUGCUGAUCUGUGUUGGUGCUCAUUUGAGAAAAUAAAGUUUUCAAAUACUAA